CGGGCACCACGAACAAACUCUUCUAGUAAUAAAACUAAACACAGCAUGAGCAUUUUAAUCUUAUUUGACUUGUUUUUAGGGAGUUUGUGACGCCUGAAGCUAGCGUCAAGACAGCUAGCAUCAAGACAGAAGACACUUCCGGGCAAAGUGUAUUAUGGGGGACCGGCCCAAGCUCCAUGUCUUCCUGGGGGCACCUCCUCCUCCUCCUCCUCCUCCUCCUCCUCCUCCUCCCUCCUCCUGUGGCCCGGUCUCUGCCCCUGAAGUCGGGGUGGAGGUCUGGAGACAGCUGGAGCUCACCUGGAGGGACGGCCGCCUGACUCAUGCUUCACACCUGGACCAGGACCAGGACCCUGGAACCGAUCCACCUGGGCCCAGUGUACAAAUCCAAGAUGGUCGAAGGAACUGUGAAUCCGACUGGACCACGGAGACGGUUCCAGCAGCAGGAGGACGAGGAGGAGACUCCAGCUCUGAGGACCAGGCUUUAAAUCAGGCUUCAGUACAUGAGUAUCUGGACAGCUGCUUCUAUCCAGGACCAGGACCACAAAGACCUGGACCUGGACCUGGACCAGGACCAGAGACAGAACCACAAAGACCCGGACCUGGCUCUGUUCACCCACCAUCAGAACCGACUCACUUCCUGUCCACCUGGACCCUGAGUCAGGCCUUGGUCCUGAGAGGCCGACACGUCGUCCAAUCAGCAUCCAGCCCUCAGAAGGCCCCGCCCUCCUCCAGCUCCACCCCGGAGCUGUUCAGUCCUGAAGCCUCCGCCGAGCUCUUCAGCCCCCCCAGGGUGGAGGAGGGGGGCGUGGUCCUCCAGGCCACCGUAGACGGCGUCCUCUGUUCUCAGGAGUCCACCUCCACCGAGGCUCCGCCCACAAAGAAGACCCGGGUCUGUGGAGAUUCUAGGACAGAAGCCACCUCCUCCCCUGAGCCCACCUCCUCCUCCACCAGACCCACCUCCUCCUCCUCCACCUCCUCCACCACUCUCCUGGCCCGCUGUGAUAAAUCCGGGGUUCGUUACUCAGUUCUGGUGGUGGUGGUCCACCCAUGUCACCUGAAGGAGGUCCAGGUGAGGUCUGGUCCAUCAGCUGGGUCCUGGGUCCCCGUGGCGUCCAUCGUGGUGACGGACCAAUCAGACGUGGAGGUGAAGGUGGUGCUGUGGAGGCGGGCGGCGUUCUGGGCGUCGACCGUGAGUCCAGGAGACGUCCUCCUCAUCACAGGGGUACAGGUGGGUGAGGACCGGUGGAGAGGAGAGACGUUCCUUCAGUCGACCUUCAGCUCUAAACUUCUGAACCUGGGUCCUGGGACGUCCUCCUGUCCCCCUGCAGUGUCCCGGCAGGUGGACGCUGGUGCUCUCAGCUCUCUAAGUGUCUUCCUUCGGGAGCGGCGCCCCCUGCUGGCGUCUGUGUCCCGCCGCCGUCCUCAGGACCUGAGCCGCCUCCCCUACGCCGUCCUGAGGUCCCUGAGGGUCAACACGCUGGUCCACGCCCUCCUGCGAGUCACACACACUCACCUGGGCUCAGAUUGGCGGGGGGAGGCGGAGUCUCGCUGGAGGUCGGCGGUCCAGGUGAAGGCGGUUCUGACUGUGGAGCAGAUGGACGGACUCCAGGGACAGCUGAUGCUGUGGGGGUCUGCUGUGGCCUGGCUGCCCCGCCUCCGAGGAGACACCGCCUCAGUGUCUUUCUGGGACUUCCAUGUCCUCCUGGUGAGGGACGGUUUGACCUCUGACCUCCCGGAGCUCCACUCCACCCCCUGGAGCUCGGUCCGUCCUGUCCGUCCGUCCGACCCCCGGCUGCGGGACAUGCAGCGGAGGGGGCGUGUCCAGGGGGGGGCGUCCGGCACCUUGGAGCUGGACCUGGACACUCUGCUGUCCCAGAAGUUCAGCGGGGACGUGGAGCUGAGGGUCCAGGUCGUCUCCUUCCACUUCCAGGACGUCCCUCUGUCCCAGAAUGCCCCUCAGCCGGUCCUGGACCAGGGGACGUCUCUGGACGGCGUCCUGGCGGCUCUGAGCGGAGACGUGUCCUUCACCGGCUGCAGCCGCUGCUCCACUGAGCUGGAGACGGACGCCAACGGCAUCUACUGCCCCUGUUACCGCUGCCUCCCCCACCGGGGGCUGGGCCGCUACUACAGACCUGCUGUGCUGACAGUGAGUGGGCGGGGCCUCAACCAGGUGUGUGGUGGGCGGGGCUUCAGCCAGGUGUGUGUCCACGUUCCUCCUGAUAAAGUGCAGCAGAUCCUCAAAGUUCCUCCUGAUAAGCUGCAGCGGAGCUCAGCUCCAGGCUCAGAGGUGAAGCUCGUCCACGUGGCAGCAGAGAGGAUCCAGGCCCUCCUGUCCCUCCCCAAGAAAACCCUCAUCAUCACCAUCCACAGCCACUUCCUGGUCGACGAGAACGGCGUCGCCAUCGACCGCGAGUUCACGCUGCUCGACCUUCAGGUCCCCGACUGAGACGACAAAGUUCCCUCGGUCACAUCAACCUUUACCUGUUUCCUAAACGUUUCCUUUAACCAGCGAAAUCUGAAGAUUAAAGCAAUAAAAAAUGUAUUUCUCUGGACCAAACAAAGACUACGGUUAGCUGGGAGGCUAGGAGGAGCUACUGUUAGCUGGGAGGCUAGGAGGAGCUACUUUUAGCUGGGAGACUAGGAGGAGCUA
Messenger RNA from Mugil cephalus (flathead mullet), 2650 nucleotides. RefSeq names its product shieldin complex subunit 2 (gene shld2). NCBI's taxonomy places the organism in Eukaryota, Metazoa, Chordata, Actinopteri, Mugiliformes, Mugilidae. The coding region runs from base 155 to 2446 and encodes 763 amino acids. The transcript is spliced from 9 exons. The record is from RefSeq and is a predicted model, not a curated record. Gene Ontology annotation, cellular component: nucleus; site of double-strand break. Gene Ontology annotation, biological process: regulation of double-strand break repair via homologous recombination.